Drosophila grimshawi is the source of this 900-nucleotide messenger RNA. RefSeq lists its product as uncharacterized. The coding region runs from base 121 to 762 and encodes 213 amino acids. The record is from RefSeq and is a predicted model, not a curated record. Lineage: Eukaryota; Metazoa; Arthropoda; Insecta; Diptera; Drosophilidae. The transcript has 2 exons.
CCAAAAGUAAAACUCUGAUAUUUCAAAGUCGAACAACAAUUUACUUCAAAUCUAUCGACUCGUCUGACUAGAUUACAAUUUUAUAUAAAUUGGAAUAUUACAUUUUGUGUUUGGCUUAUCAUGUCUGCGACUAACAACCAAAGUGACCAGACCGAGGAGAGCGUUACGAAGCAAGUCCCGUUCCACGUUAAUACCGAGCUGCACAGCGACAUCGAGAAGCUAAUGAAGCCACGUAUUGAAAUGCUGCAGAAAAUAGUCACGACACGCAUGAGUUCCGAAGCCCCGACAGCGAAUGGCAUUGAGACCGAGGGAUAUUGGUGGCCAGAAUGCCGGAUCUAUUCACCAAUACAUUACAUGUCUGAAAUGAAUGAUUUCAUGAGCCUCACACGGAAUGCUCUCAUUUGCUUGACCGAGGAGCUGCAAGUAAUACAGGCCAAGUUCCAGGACUUAAACGAAUCGGAACCAUCGGAAAAAUUAGGCCCUUUAGUUUCGUAUGCCGAGAAAUGCUAUUCUUACUGCAAAAUGCAGUUCUACCCACGCAAUCGUUUACAUCACAAAAUUAUAAAAACCAAGAACAUCGAGGAUCACACAAUCCUAAAGAUAAUCGAUGAGAUCAUCUUCACAACACUACAAAUGCGCAUGACUCGUUUGAAGAGUAUGAUUGAGGACUUUUGCGCUUUAGUCGAAGUCAAAUGGGAUUUAAAUGAGAAGGAUGCUGCGGCUGCUGCUGGCGCCACGUCACCUAACGAAACAUCCGUUUAGAAAAAAGCCAUCAAAAAAUAGUUCCUUUGUUAUUUACAUUUUACACGACUAACACAAACCAACACAUACAAGCUGGCACAUUUCACUGGGCUGUAAUAAAAAGUCCAACCCGUUGGUGUAUUGGGAAUAUCCAGAAAA